CUGUUUUUGGAGUUCGACCAGAAGAGAGCCGAAAAAAAUAAAAUCCUGGUGGUUUAUAAUUCUAAAGUUGUUGUUCUUCCACAGAAAUAGUACCGAGGACUCCUUUUUGCCUUCCUCGUAACACUUGUUUGGAAUCGAAUCUACCGUUGGACCUCCUCCACUCUAUCUCUCUCUAGUUUGCGUUCUAUGAGCUUUUAAGCAAAGCAGGUCUCUCUUCCUCUCUCUCUCUCUCUCUGUGUGUGUGUGUUUUGUGUGUGUAAUUCAUUUUCAGGUUCCAAAUCUGAAAAGUAAGGUCUCUGGGAGUGCAAAUUUGAGUUCUAUUGGUGUUGUGUUUACACACAUGUUGAUAUCUUUUGUUAGUUGAGUGAAAAAUAAAUAGAAGAGCCAUGCAAAAGGAUAAUGACAGUGGUGUCCCCGCAACACCUACUGGACGUCUUCGGCACCGGAAACGCUCAAAUGAGGUUCCUGUGGAGGUUGGAAAAGCAAAUGGAAGCCAUUUACUUGUAAAUGACCAAAGCAAAUACAGGUCAAUGUGGAUCCGUGCAUAUUCAUCCAUUUGGAUGAUUGGGGGUUUCGCAUUCAUAAUCUAUAUGGGUCAUCUCUACAUUUGGGCAAUGGUGGUUAUUAUCCAAAUAUUUAUGGCAAGUGAGCUGUUCAAUUUACUUAGGAAAGCCCACGAAGAUAAGCGCCUCCCAGGAUUUAGGCUAUUGAAUUGGCACUUUUUCUUCACUGCCAUGUUAUUUGUAUAUGGCCGCUUUCUCAAUCAACGGCUCGUCAACACUGUCACUUCAGGCAGAUUAUUAUAUCAGCUUGUGAGCGGUUUCAUCAAGUACCAUAUGGCUACCUGUUACUUCUUGUAUAUUGCAGGUUUUAUGUGGUUCAUUCUUACACUAAAGAAGAAGAUGUACAAGUAUCAAUUUAGCCAAUACGCAUGGACACACAUGAUUCUAAUUGUGGUUUUUACGCAAUCCUCCUUCACUGUAGCCAACAUUUUCGAAGGAAUUUUCUGGUUCCUUCUUCCAGCAUCACUUAUUGUUAUCAAUGAUAUUGCUGCUUAUAUCUUCGGUUUCUUCUUUGGAAGAACCCCUUUGAUCAAGUUAUCCCCGAAGAAAACAUGGGAGGGUUUCAUUGGAGCAUCUGUUACAACUGUUAUCUCUGCAUUCGUGCUUGCAAAUAUCUUGGGUCGUUUUCAGUGGCUAACAUGUCCAAGGAAGGAUUUAUCAACCGGUUGGCUUCAUUGUGAUCCAGGUCCAUUGUUUAAACCCGAGUACUUCUUUUUGCCAGGAUGGAUUCCUCAAUGGUUUCCUUGGAGAGAGAUCCCAAUUUUGCCAGUUCAAUGGCAUGUAUUAUGUCUUGGUCUUUUUGCAUCAAUAAUAGCACCUUUUGGAGGUUUUUUCGCCAGUGGUUUUAAAAGAGCUUUCAAGAUUAAGGAUUUUGGUGAUAGUAUUCCUGGACAUGGAGGAAUGACAGAUAGAAUGGAUUGCCAGAUGGUGAUGGCAGUAUUUGCAUACAUCUAUCAUCAAUCAUUUGUUGUGCCUCAAAGCCUCUCAGUUGAGACGAUCUUGGACCAGAUAUUGAUGAACCUCACCCUCGAGGAUCAGCAAGCCCUGUUCACGAGGCUUGGGCAGAUAAUCCAGGAGAGGGAUUUUGGAGAUUAUUGACACUGCAAAAAACUGCAUGAUAUGUGUAAUUUAUGACAUCUCCCCAGCAUGUGUACAUGGUGUUGUCUGUCAUUGUUCUGUCAAGUGCAACCCCAUUCAGAAAUUUAGCUGGAGGCUUGUUUCACUGUUACACUGUAUAGUUCUACGUUACCCACUUGAUAUGCAUAAUUUUUUCAACGGAUAGUCUUGGCUGAUUCUGUAUGUAUAUUGAUAUGCUUAAAUUUAUAAAUCUCCGUCGAAUAUUAAA
Molecule: messenger RNA, 1908 nt
Organism: Cornus florida
Lineage: Eukaryota; Viridiplantae; Streptophyta; Magnoliopsida; Cornales; Cornaceae
Product: phosphatidate cytidylyltransferase 1
Exons: 12
Coding region: 387-1661 (424 amino acids)
Cellular component (GO): endoplasmic reticulum membrane
Molecular function (GO): phosphatidate cytidylyltransferase activity
Source: RefSeq, a predicted model, not a curated record